This is a messenger RNA of Pipistrellus kuhlii (Kuhl's pipistrelle), 2330 nucleotides long. RefSeq names its product membrane frizzled-related protein (gene MFRP). The coding region runs from base 23 to 1810 and encodes 595 amino acids. Gene Ontology annotation, molecular function: protein binding. Lineage: Eukaryota; Metazoa; Chordata; Mammalia; Chiroptera; Vespertilionidae. The record is from RefSeq and is a predicted model, not a curated record. The transcript is spliced from 12 exons.
CCGGUUCGGCUUCGGCAAGAGCAUGAGGGACGGCGCGGACACCGUCCUGCGCGUGGAGUCCGCAGAGCUGAGCCAGACCGAAUUCUGCAACCCCGCCUUCGAGCCCGAGUGGGGGCCGCCUCACCCGCCACCCGCCUCCUGGGGGGAUGCCCGCCGUCCUGCCCGCGCUGCCUGGCACGGUUGGCGUCCCGGAGGGCUGCCACCCGACUGGCACUUCGGAGGGCUGUGCGCCCUGCUGCUGGCCAGCCUGCUGCUGGGGCUGCUGGGGCUGGUGGCCGUCCUGCUGGCCCAGCUGCAGGCUGCACCCCCACCCGGAGCUUCCUCUCCUCCGCUGCCCGCCAGGGGCCUCGGCAUCUCUGGCACCCCUGCCGCCACCGCCACCUCGGGGACCCCCAAGGGGCAGCGAGAGGCGGGCCUGAGCCUGGCGCCCCAGGCCUCCUGUGGGGGCCUCCUCCUUGGACCACAGGGCGUCUUCAGCAGCCCCAACUACCCAGACCCCUAUCCGCCCGACACCCACUGUGUGUGGCACAUCCGGGUGCCCGCAGACCGGGCCAUACAGCUCCGGAUCGAAGCUCUGGGCACGGAGGGCACGGCCUCCUGCCUCUUCGACCGCUUGGAAAUCUCCCCAGAGCCGGAAGGGCCCCUCCUCAGGCUGUGCGGCAGGGACCCGCCCCCCACACUCCACACCAACGCCAGCCGCCUCCGCGUGGCCUUCGUCUCGGACAGCAGCGUGGAGGGGCGAGGCUUCCGGGCCUGGUUCCAGGCCGUGGCCCGGGGGCGCGGGAGCUGUGCCCAGGACGAGGUCGCCUGCGACCAGCUCACCUGCCUGCCCCCCGGCUCGGCGUGCGACGGGCUCCCCCGCUGCGCUGACGGCAGGGACCAGGGCGACUGCAGCACCCCCUCAGGGGCUUCAGGAUGUGGCGGGAACCUGACGGGGCUCCAGGGAAGUUUCUCUGCUCCCAGCUUCCUGCAGGGGUACCCUCAGCGACUGCUUUGCACCUGGCACAUCUCCGUCCCCGCCGGACAUGGCGUAGAACUGCAGUUCCUCACCUUCAACCUGGACGCCCAGGGGGAGUGUCAGUCCGACCACGUGGCGGUGUACGAGGCCGGCAGCUCGGGGGCCCUGGGCCUCCUGGGCAGGUUCUGUGGGGCAGAGCCGCCACCCCGCCUCCUCUCCUCGCGCCCCCGGCUGGCCGUGCUCCUCAGGGCAGGCCGUGGCUCCGGGGGCUUCUCGGCCACCUACCGGGCCCUGGACGCCUCAGAGAAGCCCUGUGGGCCCACGGGGCCCUCCUGCCAGGACCCGGGGUGUCGGCGCUGGAUGUGUGACCUGCGGCCAGACUGUGCAGAGGGCAGCCCCGCCCAGUGCGGCCCCGUGUCGCCCCCUCCAGCGCCGGCCUGUGAGCCCGUCCGCGUGGCCAUGUGCCUGGGGCUCAGCUACAACGCCACCGCCUUCCCGAACAUCUGGACCGGCGCAGCCGCCCAGGAGGAGGCGGGGGAGGUGCUCAGACAGCACGAGGUGCGGGAGGGGAGGAGGGGCGGGGUGGGGCGGACGCUGGGCGCGGCUGAGGCUGACCUCCUCCCGCAGAGCCUGGCCCGCCUUCCCUGCUACCCGAGCCUCCGGAGGCUCCUCUGCGGGCUGCUGGUGCCCCGCUGCACCCCGCUGGGCAGCGUGCUCCCCCCGUGCCGCUCUGUCUGCCAGGAGGCGGAGCACCGAUGCCAGUCUGGCCUGGCACUGCUGGGUACCCCCUGGCCCUUCAACUGCAACCGGCUGCCCGAGGCCGCGGGCGUGGAAGCAUGUGCCCAGCCCUGACGCCCUCGGGGCCCGCCCUCCGCCCGCCCACUGCCUACGGGGCAGCCGGGCCUUCUGGGGCCUCGAGGAGGAGGGACCCUCCGCAGGCUCCUUCUGUCCCUGCACCUCCAGCUGUGCCCUUGGCAACCCAGCCGCUUCCCACUAAGCCCGACCCCCAUUCCUGUCUCCUGCCUCCCCCUCCAUCUGCUUCUCCAGGUGUCUCCGUCACCCACCUUUUAAAAUGUAUUUUUAUUGCCUUCAGAGAGGAAGAGAGAGGGAGAGAUGGAAACAUCCAUGAUGGGAGAGAAUCAUGGGUCGGCUGCCUCCUGCACGCCCCUCAGUCCGCAGGUCGCGCUCUACCCACUGUACCACACCGGCCAGGGCUCGGCCCCAGCCUCGGACCGUUUUGUUUGUUCCCCGAGUGCCUGGGCUGUACGGGCCUGUCCUGGGCCGGGACCCAGACGUCUGCCUUCUGCCUGCAGCCCUCUCGGCCCUCUUCUCCGCGCACAUUUCUCGGGCAACACCUCCCCGACCGCCCCCG